CUCUCAGCUCCUCCUCCCAGCGAACAGCCCAGCUGGGAUAUAAGCGAGUCACUCGGAGCCAGCGGGGAGCUGCCGCGACAGCUGGCCGGGUGGCGUGGGGACAUCGCGCCGCGACCUGAGCCGUGCCCUUCGCCUCCACUCCGCACCCCGAUGGCGACGCCUUCGCAAAAAAGGAGCACCCGCAGCGGGGCUUCGGGGACCCCCCUGUCCCCCACCCGCAUCACGCGGCUGCAGGAGAAGGAGGAGCUGCAGCAGCUCAAUGACCGCCUGGCCGUGUACAUCGACAAGGUGCGCUCGCUGGAGCUGGAGAACGCCGGCCUGAGGCUCCGCAUCACCGAGUCCGAGGAGGUGGUGAGCCGGGAGGUGUCGGGCAUCAAGGCUGCCUACGAGUCGGAACUGGCGGAUGCCCGCAAGACCUUGGAUUCGGUGGCCAAGGAGAGGGCUCGGCUGCAGCUGGAGCUCAGCAAAGUGCGGGAGGAGCACAAGGAGCUGAAAGCGCGGAAUGCCAAGAAGGAAGGGGACCUGCUGACUGCCCAGGCACGCCUGAAGGACGUGGAGGCUUUGCUUAACUCCAAGGAGGCCGCGCUCUCCACGGCCCUGGGUGAGAAGAGGAACCUGGAAAAUGAAGUGCGGGACCUGAGGGGACAAGUGGCCAAGCUGGAAAGCGCCCUGGGUGAAGCCAAGAAGCAGCUGCAGGAUGAGAUGCUGCGGCGCGUGGAUGCCGAGAACCGACUGCAGACCCUCAAGGAGGAGCUGGAAUUCCAGAAGAACAUCUACAGCGAGGUGAGCUGGGAUGUGCUGUGUGGGAUCAGCCCCACUGGCCUCUUCUUCCCUGCCAGGCUGAGGCUGUCCCCCAGCCCUUCAUCCCACAAAGGUGCCUCCCGAAGCCACCUGUCCACUUCGAGCUCCUCCAAGAAGAGGAAGCUGGAGGACAGCGAGAGCCGGACCAGCUUCUCCCACCAUGCCCGGACCAGCGGCCGUGUUGGCGUGGAGGAGGUGGACCUGGAGGGCAAGUUUGUCCGUCUCAGGAACAAGUCCAACGAGGUGAGCUUGCCUUUGAUUGUGGUGCAGGAGCACAGAGGCCAAGGGGACAUCUUUGUGCCAGAGAUUGUGGUGCAGGAACCCAGAAGGUGA
Messenger RNA from Zonotrichia albicollis (white-throated sparrow), 1134 nucleotides. NCBI's taxonomy places the organism in Eukaryota, Metazoa, Chordata, Aves, Passeriformes, Passerellidae. The record is from RefSeq and is a predicted model, not a curated record.